AUGUCUUCAUCUGCACUACACACCAGCUCAAAGGCUGCAAAUCUAGCUAAGUUAGAUGCUUCAAAAUUGAAAGUUACCAAAAACCCAAAUCCUAAAACUCCUUUACCAAAUGAUAAAUUAGUAUUUGGUCAAACUUUUACUGAUCAUAUGUUGACAGUUAAAUGGAAUAAUGAAAAAGGUUGGGAUGCUCCAGAAAUUGUUCCUUAUGGACCUUUCCAAAUGGACCCUUCUUCAUGUGUUUUCCAUUAUGCUUUUGAAUUAUUUGAAGGUUUAAAAGCUUAUAGAGAUUCAAAUGACCAAAUUAGAAUGUUUAGACCUGAUAAGAAUAUGGUUAGAAUGAAUAAAUCUGCUGAUAGAAUUGUCUUACCAACUUUUGACUCGGAAGAAUUGAUUAAAGCUAUUGGAGAAUUGAUUAAAAUAGAUAAACAUUUAGUUCCAAAGGAUAAAGGUUAUUCAUUAUAUAUCAGACCUACUUUAAUCGGUACCACUGCAGGUUUAGGUGUUGGUAUUCCAUCAGAUGCUCUAUUAUUCGUCAUUACUUCACCAGUGGGGCCUUAUUAUUCUACUGGGUUCAAAGCUGUUAAAUUGGAAGCUACUGAUUAUGCUGUUAGAGCAUGGCCAGGUGGUGUCGGUGAUAAGAAAUUGGGGGCUAAUUAUGCCCCAUGUAUUAAACCACAAUUAGAGGCUGCUUCAAGAGGUUAUCAACAAAAUCUAUGGCUAUUUGGUGAAGAGAAAUAUGUUACUGAAGUUGGUACCAUGAAUGUUUUCUUUGUUUUCAAAGAUUCCACCACUGGUAAAAAAGAAUUGGUCACUGCUCCAUUAGAUGGUACUAUUUUGGAAGGUGUCACUAGAGAUUCCAUUUUGGAAUUGGCUAGAGAAAGAUUAGAUCCAAAUGAAUGGGCUGUUUCUGAACGUUAUUAUUCUAUUUAUGAAAUUAGAGAUAGAGCUGCUAAAGGUGAAUUGGUGGAGGCUUUCGGUUCAGGUACCGCAGCUGUUGUUUCUCCAAUCAAGGCCAUCGGGUUCGAAGGUGAAGAUAUCCAAGUUCCAUUAUUGCCAGGUGAACAAUUUGGUCAAUUGACUAAUGAUGUUGCUCAAUGGAUUGCAAAGAUUCAAUAUGGUGAUGAGGAAUACAAGAACUGGAGUCGUGUUGUUGCUGAUUUGUCAUGA
Hansenula anomala is the source of this 1167-nucleotide messenger RNA. It is a transcript of the gene BAT1, whose product is annotated as branched-chain-amino-acid transaminase BAT1. The transcript has a single exon. Gene Ontology annotation, cellular component: mitochondrion. The record is from RefSeq and is a predicted model, not a curated record. Bases 1 to 1167 code for a protein of 388 amino acids. Gene Ontology annotation, biological process: L-valine biosynthetic process; L-leucine biosynthetic process. Gene Ontology annotation, molecular function: branched-chain-amino-acid:2-oxoglutarate transaminase activity. NCBI's taxonomy places the organism in Eukaryota, Fungi, Ascomycota, Saccharomycetes, Phaffomycetales, Wickerhamomycetaceae.